UGCAUUUAACAAAAUUGAUUAAAUUAAACUUACAUUUAGUAGUAUUUAAGACAUGUUUCAAGUCGCACUCUGUAUAAAAUAAGCCAGUUCUAUCAACACUAUUCAAUAGCUUAGUAGCUUAUAAGUCUGUAUUUUAAACAAUUCUGAAAGCAUUGUAAACCUACCUUAAUUAUGAUAAUUUAAUUAAGGGUCUGCAUUAUUCUCUAAUUCAUAUAAAAAUGAAUUGCUUGACAAACAUGUAAUAUUAAAAAAAAUUCUAGGGCUAAAUACAGUGUUACCAAACCAUUCUAAAACUGAAAAAAAGUACAGGCUAUUAAAAAAAUAUACAUUUUAUUUGCCAGACAAAAAUCCAAAAAUUUUUAAAAUACGUAAUUUUUAAAUCCAUAUAACUUUUAUUUAAAAAUUUGUUUGCGUGGCAGUAACACAAAUUGCGAUAUUGAACAAUUAUACACUAAUGGGACACCCUGUAUAAAAAUUUUCGAGUAAGAUGGGUUUGUAAAAUGUAGGCAUGUACUUAGUUCAUCCUCUAAACAUUUACAGGAAUGGUAGCAUAGGUUGUACAGAAUAAUUGGAAAAAAACUAUAAUAGUCAUGUGUUGGACACAUCAGAUUUUCAAACUACAUACAGUACGACAAGAUUAAGAUGACAAGUCAGAAUUAGAUGCACACUGGCAAAUCUAAAAAUGGGAGGAGUUAUCUCAGUUAAUGACUGCAUUUUGGUGCUAUUGUUUCAGUGAUCUAUUUGUGUUCAUUUGUGCAGUGUUGCCAAAUUAAUCUAUUUUGAAUGUUUUCCAGUGCGCAUCUAAUUUCAGACAAUAUUAAAACUUUAAUUCCUAUAUCAUACUAAAUUAAUGUGGCCAUUAUUCUAUUAAAAGUUGAGUAUUUUGUAUAAAAACUUACAAAAAAAAGACAACCUUCAAAAAUUCCCGCCGCUCACAUCACUCCACCUGUAAAUAUUUAUUUCUAAAAAUAAAUAUCCACUAUUUGACUUUGGCAUUUUAAAACACAUUUAUGUUUUAGCAUUUACUUUAAAUGGGUAGGCAACGCCAACGCGAUAGUAAGAAGCGCACAAAGUUAGCAUCGGCUAUGAAACAAAGUCGAUCAAAAAGAACAUCUAUUGAUAUAACAAAGGAUAUUCUAACGACUUUACUGGACAAUGUUCAGGAACAAAAACAAUCUACAAAAGAUUGUAAAGCAAUUUUGAACGAUAUUUUAAAUUUAGUCGAGUCUAAAAUUGAGGAGUGCGAUCCAAGUUCUUCUCAAGAGUGUACUGAAACAUGGAAUGUUAGUCCAGCAACACCACUGUCAACUGCUUUUGAUGAUAAUCAAUGGUCAGUAAAAUAUACUGAUAUCACAAAUACAAAUAUUGAGCAAGAUUACGAAUUUUUUAAAGACCCAGUCCUAAUGAAAAAGAAGAAACUGUAAGUUUUACAUUUGUAAUAAGCUUGCGUGAACAUUAUUAGACAUUCUCGGUUGCUUUGUACCUAAAUACAUACUUAUAUCUUUAAUUGGUGUAUUAUCCUAAACAUGAUGUUUCUUUUCAUCAGGAUUGAAGAAUAUCCUCUCGAAAUAGAGUAUGUCAAAGAAGAAAGAACGAUACUGGGCUGUAGAAUUGUUGACAUCGACUAUUUUAUGAAAAGGUCAAUGUCUCUGCAACUUAAACACAGCAAACGAUGCACAAGUGGUUAUUUGCAACUAAUAAAAGAAGAACGAGUUGGCCUUCAAAGCAGAUUUAUUUUAAAAUGUAAUUUUUGCGAAAAAGAUUUGGAUAUUUACAAUGAGGAACCCAGCAAUGAGAAGAGUUCCACAUUAAAUAAAGCUGUAGUGUGGGGAACCUUAGCCACAGGCAGCACUUAUUCACAUACCGAUAAACUUUUUAGUGUUUUGAACAUACCAUUCAUUUCAAAAUACAGUUUCUAUAAAAUACAGAGAGAAUUAAGCACGGUAAAAAUAUCUUAGAACUGUAAUACAUCACGAUGCAUUUUUAAUUUUCAUGUUUUCCACAGAUUUGGCAGAGUUGUUUAUGGAAAGUUAUGGAAGAAUCUGGAAAGGAAGAGCACAAUGCCGCCAUUGAUAGAGGAGAUGUUGACAGUGAUGGAAUACCGUUUAUAACUGCCUAUCUCGACGGAGGCUGGUCUAAACGAAGCUAUGGACACACAUAUAAUGCUCACUCGGGCGUUGUAAGUAUUUGAUAUUACAAAUAAAAGUGAUACGGAUUUGACAAUUUGCAUGAUUAUUUUUUAGGCAGUUAUAAUCGGCAAAUACACUGGUAAAUUGUUAUUUGUUGGUGUGCGUAACAAGUACUGCUGUAUUUGUAGCAAAGCACAAAAUAUGGAAAUAUCACCAAAAGAGCACUUAUGCUUUAAAAACUGGUCUGGUUCAGCGAAUUCUAUGGAACCAGACAUAAUAGUGGAAGGUUUUAACAGCAGUAUUUUGAUGCAUAAUGUUAGGUACAAAAAAUUUAUCGCAGAUGGAGAUUCUGCAGUAUUUAAUAGAAUUAAAGAAAAAGUUGACUAUGGGUCACAAGUAAGUUAUUUUUGGAUGCUAUGAGUGAAUUUUUUUAUUUUUUUUUAAUUUAGGUGGAAAAAAUAGAAUGCAUGAACCAUGCAUUAAAAAAUUAU
Molecule: messenger RNA, 2620 nt
Organism: Psylliodes chrysocephalus
Lineage: Eukaryota; Metazoa; Arthropoda; Insecta; Coleoptera; Chrysomelidae
Source: the annotation of a GenBank genome assembly